Messenger RNA from Paramisgurnus dabryanus, 2294 nucleotides. RefSeq names its product protein phosphatase 1, regulatory subunit 42 (gene ppp1r42). The record is from RefSeq and is a predicted model, not a curated record. Gene Ontology annotation, molecular function: protein binding. NCBI's taxonomy places the organism in Eukaryota, Metazoa, Chordata, Actinopteri, Cypriniformes, Cobitidae.
CUAAAUGAUUAUUAAGCUCAUCCAUUUGCGCGUCGCUUAUUUGUAUAGCUAACGUUACUGUUUAUAUAGCCUGAAACGAAAGAUCUAUUGCAUUUCACUUUGUUUUUACACUUAGCUAAUUUACUUGCUUUUAUUUAUUAUAAACAAGAAAGUUCAUGCGUGUAUUGCGUAAAUGCAUUGUAAUGAUUGGCACACUGCUGUCUCUGGCUGGUUCCCUAGAGUUUAACCACAUAAUCCUAUUGAUUUCUCUCCAUGUCAUCUUCCAGUGGUCUGCUGCUCUCAGAUCAAGUGUAAAGCCGACCUGCUGUCAGUUUUGAUUCAUUAUGGUCCGUCUGACGGUGCAUCUGAUCGCUAAAUUAAGCAAUCACUCAAAAACCAGCAGAAGUGAAUCUCUCCAGCAAUAUCUCAAGAAGCUCACUCACCUCAACUUCUCAGACAAAAAUAUUGAGGACAUUGAUGAUCUGUCGAUAUGCAGAAACCUCACUGUCCUCUACCUAUAUGAUAACCACAUAUCACAGAUCUGCAAUUUGGGAUUUGCCUCAAAUCUUACACACUUGUACAUGCAGAACAACAAUAUCUCUCACAUAGAGAACCUCUCAUCUCUAAAGAAACUUUCCAAACUGUUCUUGGGAGGAAACAGCAUCACUGUGGUUGAGGGAUUAGAGGAGUUGAAAAGCCUGAAAGAGCUGCAUGUGGAAGGCCAAAGGCUACCCCAUGGAGAAAAGCUGGUCUUUGAUCCUCGUUCCAUCUCUAGCAUUUCGGAAUCUCUCUGCAUUUUAAAUAUCAGCAAAAACAACAUUGAUGAAAUAUGGGACUUGGCCCCUCUCAUUAAAAUGACCCAUCUUUUUGCUGCCCAUAACCAGCUACAGGAUCUACAGGAGUUAGAGACAGUGUUCAGCCAAUGGUCUCAACUACGGUUACUAGAUCUGAGUGGAAAUCCAGCAUGUCAUAAACCUAAAUACAGGGACAGACUAAUAACUGCCUGCAAAAUUUUAGAGGACCUUGAUGGAAGACAAAUAAAUGAAAUGUCUAGACAGUUUUUAAUCAACUGGAAAGCCUCAAAAAAACCUAAGAAGAAAUUAGGCGAUCCACAAAUCAGCAAUCCACUCGCAACCGAUUUUCACACGGGCCCCCAACAUCCCCAUGUACACACCAGCUCUCUGAGUAAGCCGUCAGAAUCUGGGAGGCCUGGUGUUACAUUUUGGACAGACUAAUUUUGGACACAACACACAAGGAAGGUCAUAAGUCUGAAUAUUUCAGUGAGGAUUGGUACACUCUCAAAAUGUCAGAUCAAUAGUGACCAACUCACAGUCUUUUUAGUGAUAUCAAAAGUUUGUUGUGCACAUUUGGUUCUGUUGAAUAUUUAACCUAAUCACACAAAUACACUUGUCUUCACACUUGUCUCAUCAUCUGUGUUUUCAUAAAUUUACAUAAAUACUUUUAAAAAGGUGAGCAUUCAGCUUUGCCCCCUGUCACAUUGUCAUUUAUAAGAAAUUUGACGUUUUUACAUUUGCAAUCUCUUGACAGUCCUGCAUGCACUGCCUGAUUUAUAUAUUUGUGUUUGUUAUCAUUUACUCUGGUAUUUGCUGGUAUUUAAAAAAUAUUCAACAAUUUUCAAUUUAAAUUGAAACCAUGCAGUAUGUACUAUAAAUGCACAAUGAACGUUUUAUUUUAUUUUUUUUCAAAUUCAAAGACAAUAUAGCCUACCUGUAUUAUUAAAUGUGUGCUUUAUUUUUUUCAUUCAGAGAGUGAAAAUAAAAUAAAUCUAAUCAGGAGAAGACCCUGAAAAAUCUGACAUUGCAGUGCUACAUAUUGUCUCUCUAACAAAACACAUUUAUUUAAUUUUAUUUAUUUUACAUUUUAUUUUAUUUAAGUAGACAGUAUGUUACAUAUAUUACAUUUUUUCAAAAACACCAUUUUGUUGGUGUUAGGGAUACAUGUUGUCCAAAAGAAUAUUACUGAAUGAGAUUAAAAUAAAUUAUUCAGAACAAAUUGAAGAAUUGAAUCGGCAUGUUUUAAAUAAUAGCCUAUAUAAAUUCAGACACUUAACUAUGAGAUUAACCAGUCUAUAACAUUAUACAACGAACUAACAAUAAAUCGGAUUUUCUGUAUUAUUUUUUUAUUUUUUAAACGUACAAUUUUAGAUAUGGUAUAAGGCGCCGAGUAAGUUGAUCUGCGUGAAUGAAAUUUGCGCAUAUUUGGCCGGGUUUAAUAACUACACCAGGGUAUAACCUCUGAAAGAUGUAGAGUAAUUAGGCCGAGAAGCUUACUUAACCUCAUUUGCUCUGCUUCAU